Molecule: messenger RNA, 1961 nt
Organism: Daucus carota subsp. sativus
Lineage: Eukaryota; Viridiplantae; Streptophyta; Magnoliopsida; Apiales; Apiaceae
Product: sodium/calcium exchanger NCL
Exons: 7
Coding region: 48-1769 (573 amino acids)
Biological process (GO): intracellular calcium ion homeostasis; calcium ion transmembrane transport
Cellular component (GO): membrane
Molecular function (GO): calcium ion binding; calcium:proton antiporter activity
Source: RefSeq, a predicted model, not a curated record
ACCCUAUAUACACUGUACUUCCCUUGGGAUUGAGUUUAACUAAAACCAUGGCUGACAAACAAUCACUUACACUCGCUUUCUCUCUCAUCCUCCUCCUCUCUCUCUCCUCCGCCCGUCUCCUCCCCAACACCACCGCCGUCGAUCUCAUCUCCGACGGCUCCACCCAAUCUCAGCCGUUGCUCAGGCUCUACGCCACCUCAGAGGCGAAAGAGUGCGAGGAAACCUACGGCUUCUUGCCCUGCACGACCACAGUGUUGGGGAACUUGUUUCUGAUACUAGGCUAUGGAUAUCUCAUGUUUCUUGCAGCUACUUAUCUUUCGGCGGGGAGUGAGUUGCUGUUGGAGAUUCUUGGGCCGGGGAUUGUUGGGGGGCUGUUUUUGCCUGUUCUUGGCGCUCUUCCUGAUGCCAUGCUCAUUCUUGUCUCUGGGAUAUCUGGGACUGUAGAAACUGCUCAAGUUCAGGUUUCGGUGGGAAUGGGGUUGCUAGCUGGAUCCACGGUGAUGCUUCUUACAGUAAUAUGGGGAACCUGUGUUGUUGUUGGCAAGUGUGACAUAGAAGACUCUGUUGCCAUUGAUGGGAAGGAUACUAGAGGACUUAGCUUAACAGGUUCUGGUGUUACUGCUGAUAUCUGGACAAGCUAUGCUGCAAUGAUAAUGGCUGUAUCUAUACUACCCUUUUUAGUCGUACAACUUCCUCAAGUGUUGCAUUCAACUUCUGGUAGACAUUUGGCAGUGUUGAUUGCACUUGUUAUCUCGGUGUCGCUACUGAUCUCGUAUUGCCUAUAUCAGGUUUUUCAGCCUUGGAUCCAGCGAAGAAGGAUCGACUACGCAAAACAUAAACAUGUAAUAUCUGGAGUUCUGAAACAUCUAAAAAUGCGUGCACUGGGAAGGCUACUAAAUGAACGAGGAGAACCCAAUAGAGAAGUAAUAGAAAAACUUUUCAUGGCAAUAGAUACGGAUCAUGAUAAUUUUCUUUCAGCUUCUGAAUUGAGAGCUCUGAUUCUUGGUAUCCGCUUUGAUGAGAUAAAUUUGAAUGAAGAUGACGCGUCAGCAAAAUUAUUGAAAGAUUUUGACUCAACUUUAGAUGAAAAGAUUGACCUGGACGAAUUCAUCUGUGGAAUUAAAAAUUGGCUUGAUGAGGCAAUGGGCUUAAGGGAUUCUUCUCCUCAGGACACUGCUGGUGGUGAAACAAUUAAGCACCUUACUCGCUAUCAUGAGCAAACGAAAAGAGAGCAUUUUCUUCUAGGGGAUCAAAGUGAUGAGGUUGUUGAGGGUGUAGAAAACCCCCAGUGGACGACCAUAAAAGCUGUACUACUGUUGUUACUGGGAGCUGUUAUCGCAGCUGCAUUUGCUGAUCCUCUAGUAGAUGCUGUUGAUAAUUUCUCUAGUGCUACAAGCAUCCCUUCUUUCUUCAUAUCAUUUAUAGCUCUUCCUUUUGCAACCAACUCCAGUGAGGCAGUGUCAGCUAUAAUCUUUGCUAGCCGAAAGAAGUUGCGUUCUGCAUCUUUGACAUUUUCAGAGUUGUAUGGAGCCGUAACUAUGAAUAAUAUACUCUGUCUGUCGGUUUUCUUGGCCCUUGUUUAUGUUAGAGGGCUGGUAUGGGACUUCUCCUCAGAAGUGCUGGUAAUUCUUAUUGUCUGCAUUGUGAUGGGCGCACUUGGUAGCGUCCGCACCACCUUCCCUCUAUGGACAAGUUCGAUUGCCUUCCUGCUUUACCCAUUCUCUCUGGCACUUGUUUAUGUUCUUGACUAUAUGUUCGGUUGGUCAUAACUAUCUACAUCGCGGUGCUACUCUGUUUUGCAUAUUGUAUGUGUGUUUUCGGUGGCAGUAGUCACGAUAGUGACCAAGAAAAAACAGCCAGGUUGUGUAACGGCAAAUUUUGUAGAUACAAGAGAGCCAUGGCAUCUGUGUUCAAACUUCUGUUACUGUCAUUAUGUUAAUAAACACGUCUUUAUCAAGCUA